AUGCCUAUACCAGAGGCGAUCAAGAUCCAAGCAAAAAACAUCGAUGCUGCAGCAGGGGAGAUAAUUGGCGUUUUGGAGGAUACAAGCAAAGGAAAUGUGAUCUUUGUCAAUGGUUUGUAUGGGUUUGGGGCAUCAGCAGCACUCAAGGCAGUAGCACAACGUCUGAAAUCAUCAAAAUCAAAGUUUGACAGGGUUAUUCAUGUGGAUUGCUCGUUGUGGAAAAGCAUGAGGGCCCUGCAAAAGGCAGUUGCGGAGGAGCUGGAGCUUCCGCCGUCGGUGAUGGCCAUCUUCGAUCGGUUGGACGAGGAGGAUGAUUUCAGUGGGAUAAAUGAAGGUUCUCGACGGGUGAUAGCAGCUAUUAGCACAGAAAUCUUCAAAAAUCUCACUAAUAGUAGAUUUGUGGUGAUAUUUCACAAUGGGAGCAACGAAUACAUUGAUCUGUACGAGUGUUGUGGUGUCCCAGUAUUAUCAGUUUUGAGUAAUAAGGUGCUGUGGACAUGUCACGGGAGGUUUCGCAGCUGUCCUGGUGACUUCAAUAUAAUCAAGCACAAAGUAAAAAAGGUGACGCAUACUGAUGUCGUUAUCGAUUAUUCUGAUGAUGAUUGCAUCCGCGAUGAAGCAUUAUUGGAAGAGGCCAAGGAGAUUGUCGCUUAUAUGUGUAUUCCAGAGCCUGACAUGAACCAUAUGAUUGUUGAGAAGUGCUUUCAGUACGUCUGUGCAUUGGGUUCUCGAUCUACCUUGUCCUUCAAGUGGGAGAACCAUGCUUCAAUCUACUUGGUAUGCGAUGGGAUUAUACAAGGGCAAGGCGAUACAUCAGCAUGGGUAAUUGCCGAUGCUCUACAGAGAAACAUGUGUUUGAAUAGUCUUCUACAAUGGCCUAAUCACCUUCGUCGUCACCUGCUUCAUGACCGCUGGGUUUUGGUGCAACACAGGGUCCUGCGACCUGAUGAGGUUGGCAUAGUGCUUUCUGAUGUGACAUCCUUCUUCGCCGUACCAGAUACUACAUACCCUGUCCGAAUGACGACAUUACCAGAUGGCAUAUUCCAACAUUCGCACAGCAGCAAGCUUCGUGUGUUACAUCUCUCUGAUCACAGCUUCAGUUUUGAAUCGCCUCCCUUCCUGUGUUGCAGCCAGCUAAGACUCCUCCAUCUGAACAACUGCACAAAUAUCCCAUCUGAUAAGCAUCCAAGCCACAACGAAGACAUGUCAUGCUUCCAGAAGCUAUGGGUGCUGCACCUGAGGUAUACAGACUGGUAUCGAUUACUAUCAGAAGAGAUGAUGAACUUCAUGGCUGACCUCAGGGAGUUGUAUGUGAAGGGAGUCAUGGGUUGGAGCAUAGGUGAUUUACGUGGUAGGGGACCUUCCCUUGUCAAGGUCCACGUAGAAUCACGUUACUACUUUAUUAAUCAUGCACCAUUCCCUGACCUGUCCAGCGCAAGCUUCCUCAAGAAGAUCAUCCUUUACAAUUGUGUUGAUCUGGAACAAGUUGUCCCCGGCGUGCUGCCCCCAUCGCUUGAGUCAUUCACCUUCAAAACUGGAAAUUGUGGCACCGACAUAUCUAGCAUUUCCUUCCGGGGUUGUUCUCAGUUGAAGAGUAUACUACUAAUAGGAGUUCUAGGGAGCCUUGAGGAGCUGGACCUCUCGGGCACAAUAGUGAAAACCCUUGACCUCAGGGAAGUGAGAGUCCGAAACCUCAAACAUCUCAUCUUGCUGGGCUGCGAGAAGCUCUGUGCAAUAUUAUGGCCAUCAGAAUACGGCAUGACAAAGGUUUUGGAGGUACUGCACAUCGACACCAUACGAUAUACAUCACCUGGCCAAGCUAAUUGGGAAGAAAAACCCAGGGAUCCUAUUGCAGCUAUGGGGUCAUCAUCUAUUCUUGUUGCUACUGCUACAGAGCUGGGCAUCAGUCCACAUGCACCAUUUGAAGUUAAAUGGUACAUCUCUACAACGGAUACAAGGAUCCUUAGGUCGCUUGAACCAGUUAAAAGAUAUAUUGAGCACAGUCAUGUAUAUAUGGAAAUGGGUUCAUCUCCUACAAGUGGUGCUACUGUUGGUGACAGUGAAGUUACUCAAGGAAUCCGGAGUCUGUGUCAGCCUGAUAAUUAUUUAUAUGCAAGGGAUGCCUUCUUUCAAAGGGACCUACAGGCUGACGCUGAUAAUGAAGGUGCAACCAGCUGGAUGUGGGAUUGCCCAGCUAGUCCUACUCCAAGGGCCCAAGACUUGUAUCUUCACAUACAUGAUGAGCAGGAGGUGAAGAGGGGAUUACUACAGCAAAAACAGAGCAACACUGAAGGAAUUAAUGUUAGCGCUGUUUUCCCUGGUUUCAUAGUUAACAAUGCUCGGAUGCUUCACGUGCAUGAUAGCUCAUCCGUCACUUGCAUCACAUGCCCACAACCACAAGGUUCAUGCUGGAGGUGGCUUGAAUGGUGCCGAGUCGAGAGGUGCCCCAAGCUAAGUACUGUCUUUUAUACUCCCCAACCAAGUGAGGGUGAUAGCUUCUGUUAUGAGUUGGACACAUUCUGGGCAUCUGAACUCCCAAAGGCAUGCCACAUCUGUGAUUGGAGUGCAAUACAUAUGUUUUCCUUUGUACAAAUAGUACUAUUGCACCUGGACUAUUGCCCUAGGCUCAUACAUGCGCUUCCCUUGUCCGAGUCUGUGGACACUUUGCCUCAUUUGGAUACCCUGGAGAUUGUGUGUUGCGGUGAUCUAAGGGAGGUCUUCGCUUUGGACCCUAAGCAAAAGUGGCAGAGAAUUAUAAAAUGCCCCAAGCUAAGGCGCAUUUGA
Molecule: messenger RNA, 2784 nt
Organism: Triticum turgidum subsp. durum (durum wheat)
Lineage: Eukaryota; Viridiplantae; Streptophyta; Magnoliopsida; Poales; Poaceae
Source: the annotation of a GenBank genome assembly